Messenger RNA from Dermatophagoides pteronyssinus (European house dust mite), 792 nucleotides. RefSeq lists its product as uncharacterized. The record is from RefSeq and is a predicted model, not a curated record. Gene Ontology annotation, molecular function: S-adenosylmethionine-dependent methyltransferase activity. Lineage: Eukaryota; Metazoa; Arthropoda; Arachnida; Sarcoptiformes; Pyroglyphidae.
CAAAAAAAAUCAUCUUCUGGAAAUCAUCAUCACGAUAUUCAUCAGCAAACAACGAAAAUGAAUGAAAAUAACGUUAACCAAACAAUUUCAUUAACAAAAAAUUUAGAUUGCGAAAAAUCUGUCGAUCAAUUAUUGGAUCAAUUGGUGAAACCGAAAAAUCAUCAAGAAACUGAUGAUUUUUAUUCAAUUUGGGCAUCUAAUUAUGAAAAGGAUAUUAAAGAAAUGGAUUAUAAUGGUGGCCAUAUUGCAGCCAAAUAUUUUCUACAAAUGAAUUUUAAUAAAAAUGAUAAAAUAUUAGAUAUUGGUGCUGGUACUGGUAUUAUUGGUGAAAUUUUAAAUAAAAAUGGUUAUCAUAAUUUAGAUGCAUUAGAUAAUAAUGAUGAAAUGUUAAAAAUAUUAAAAGAAAAAAAUUGUUAUCAAAAUAUAAUCAAAUCGAUUGUAACACCGGAUCAAAAAUUACCAAUCAAUGAUCAACAAUAUGAUGUUAUUAUAAUGGCUGGUAUAUUUUGUCCUGGUCAUAUUGAUUAUCGUUCAUUGGAACAAAUUAUACGCAUCACUAAAUCAGGUGGCUUUAUAUGCUGGUCGAUGGGUAAUCCAAAAAUCUAUGCCGAUCGUGAUCAACUUUACAGUGAUGAUAAUUUUGAUCGUUAUAUAUCAUUAUUAUGUGACAAAAUGAAAUGGCUUUCUGUUUUGGGUUAUCCAAUUAUUGUUGAAAAUUAUAUUAAAAAUUUAUCCGGAUUAUUUUAUGCAAUGCAAGUUGUAUAAUAAUAAUCAUUUUUUUUUUAAAUUGUC